Metarhizium robertsii ARSEF 23 is the source of this 1311-nucleotide messenger RNA. RefSeq names its product ubx. Lineage: Eukaryota; Fungi; Ascomycota; Sordariomycetes; Hypocreales; Clavicipitaceae. The record is from RefSeq and is a predicted model, not a curated record. The coding region runs from base 1 to 1311 and encodes 436 amino acids. Gene Ontology annotation, molecular function: protein binding. The transcript is spliced from 4 exons.
AUGUUUUACCAAGGGUCUCUCCAAGAGGGAAUUUCCACGGCUGUUGGCCAGCAAAAAUCCGUCUUUUGCUUUGUUACGAAUGACAAUGACGAGAGCCAGACUUGGGAGCACGAGUUCUUGCAGGAUCCUUCAUUGGUAGACGUAAUUGCCAAGCAGGCCGUGGCCUUGAGGUUGACACACGGUUCAGAAGAAUUCGGCUACCUGGCGCAAAUCUUCCCUCUUCCUCAGACACCCACCAUCGUCAUCAUGAAGAAUGGCGAACUCAAGGAGUACAUUGCUGCCGGAACUUCGAAAGAGGAUUUCCUCCGCCGAAUCCAAAACUCGUUCAAUAUUUCACCACCACACACGGCGCAACCAGCUUCCGAAUCGCUUUCGUCCUCGUCCCCCACUUUGUCUAGCUCGAGUGGAAUCCCACCAACAGUGGAGCGAUCAGAUAACGUACGCCGCGUCCUAGAAGAGCGAGCUGCGAGGCUAAAAGCCGCCAAAGAGGCCGCUGAACAAAAGGCCAAGGAAGAGUUGGCCAAGAGGAGCGCCAAGGCAGCCGCGGAAGCCAGCGAAAGUGCGCAGAAACAAGCGGCCUUGGUCAGGAAGAAAAAACAGCAAGAAUCAGAGGAACGGAAGCGAAUCCUGAAGCGUAUCCAGGAUGAUAAAGAGGAACGACGCCAGCAGGCGGCCGAACGAGAGCAGCAAAGGAAGGAGAUCCACUCAAAAAGUGACUCUUCCUUGCCAGUGGGCACCGCGUCUCCGUCGACAAUGUCGUCGGCAGCCAAGAACAGCAGUCUUACCUCCAUCCAAGUCCGACUGUUUGAUGGCUCGACUAUUCGAUCCCGUUUCAAGACUUCGGACCCUGUGAAGGAGGUUCGGAAGUGGGUCGACGAGAACAGAACCGACGGUGAACUGCCCUAUACAUUCACGCAACUGCUUACGCCGCUGCCCAAUAAAUCGAUUGACGAAACAGAGGAGGGAAAGUCUUUGGGAGAGAUUGGCUUAUCUCCUUCGUCAACACUUAUUUUGAUCCAUGUCCGAAGCUAUACCUCUGCAUAUAACAACUCAUCACAAGGACUCCUCUCUUGGAUUAUUGGCUCAAUAUUAGGUUUUUUCACCUGGGUCCUCGGCUUGAUCGGUCUUGGUAGAGGCGGCGGCAACAACAGCCAGGAGACAGUCGGCGAACAGUCAGAUUCAGCCUCUACACAAGCCAAGAGCCGUCGUGUUCAGGGGUUUGAGAAUCCCAAUGAUAAGCGACGGGACCACCAGUUGUAUAAUGGGAAUUCGUUAAACUUUGAACCCAGACCUGACGAGGAUGAGAAAUAG